AUGAUUCUAGAAGGAGCAAAAGACUAUGUAGAUAACAUUAUCCCAUCAACUCAGCCAGUACAAUCCGUGUUAUUUGCUCCUAGUGAACGGAAGCGAAACUUUUCAGAAACUGAUAUUGAUUGUUUAGAUUCAGAUGUGCGUAGCAGUAUGGCCUCUGCAAAGAAGGCUAAAUCAGAUGAUGAUCAUGUGUCAGAUAGGGUCAUGGCUAAUGCACGUAGAGUUUUGUAUGGGAAUACCCCAGGAAAAUCCGUAUCUAGUGAACGGAAACUUUCGGUUCAAAGCAAUGAUCAGCCAAGCGUUGUGUGUAUCAUGAUGAAACUGGAUGACAUUUCUAAUGACAUUAAAAAGGUAAAUCAUGAUUUGUCAGAUAGAAUCGAUAAACUGGAAGUUGAACUUGGAAAAAGGCUGUCUGAAAAACUGUCUGAUAAGAUCUGUCAGCAAGUCGAUAAGAGAAUAAGUGUUGAAAUAAAACGCGUGAAUAAAGCUGUUGAUGAAAAAUUUGAUACAGUCCGUACAGAUAUGAAUAGUGAUAUGGAAGAAAUCCAGGUUAAGCUCAACUCAAUCACUGAUACUGUCCAGACUUUGAUACGUGACAUACUGAAACUAUCUAAUAUUGAGGUUGUGUCCGCGCGACGAGUGAAAAAUGAUAGCUCCAAAUAUCCUGGUGUAGUUGUUGCAACUCUGCAAAACAGUGAAGCACGAGACCGAGUGCUGAAAGCUAAGUCAACACUCCGCAACAAUCCCUUUAAAGACAUAUACAUAGAUGCAGAUCGUACAAGAGAGGAGAGACUUGCAACACAAAAUCUCCGCACCGUGGUUGAUGCAAUGAAUAAGGGUGCUCGAAUGUCUAUACGGGGAAACAAGGUUGUUCUUGCGUCUAGAAAUUCUAAUAGUGAACCAAGUGUUAAUUCAAAUACUGAUAGUGCUUUUUUGAAUAAUCAAACCAGUGAAAAUAAUCCUUCAAAUUCUGAUGGCGGUCUAUACAGCUCGAUAUCAAAUUCACAAAACUCAAGUAAUAAUAAAUCGUGUAAUAACAGUGGAAACAAUAGAUACGCUCAUGGUCACUGGGGUCAAGGUCGUGGAAAUCGGGGUCAAGGUGGACGAGGUCGUGGGCGUGGUUUCCAGAACAACAACAACAACAGAGAUAGACGACAACAACAAUAG
This is a messenger RNA of Mercenaria mercenaria, 1164 nucleotides long. Its product is annotated as PH domain-containing rcdII-like. Bases 1 to 1164 code for a protein of 387 amino acids. The transcript has 2 exons. Lineage: Eukaryota; Metazoa; Mollusca; Bivalvia; Venerida; Veneridae. The record is from RefSeq and is a predicted model, not a curated record.